Antechinus flavipes (yellow-footed antechinus) is the source of this 4769-nucleotide messenger RNA. RefSeq names its product WD repeat domain 26 (gene WDR26). The coding region runs from base 674 to 2680 and encodes 668 amino acids. The transcript has 14 exons. Gene Ontology annotation, biological process: proteasome-mediated ubiquitin-dependent protein catabolic process. Lineage: Eukaryota; Metazoa; Chordata; Mammalia; Dasyuromorphia; Dasyuridae. Gene Ontology annotation, molecular function: protein binding. Gene Ontology annotation, cellular component: GID complex. The record is from RefSeq and is a predicted model, not a curated record.
AAGACAGAGGCGGCAGCUGCCUCCGCUGCCGCCGCCGCCGCAGCAGCAGCCGCAGCCGGGGCUCAGCACAGCGGCAGGCUCCCCCCUCCCCAGCAGCGGCCGUCGCCGCCCCAGCGGCGCCCCCCCCUACGGGAGCGACCCCCGGGCCGGGCACCCCAGCUGCCUCCGGGAGGGGGGGGACAGGGCCCAAAUCCUCCUCCUCUUCCUCACCCUCCCCUUAUCCCUCCCCCCUCCCCGCUUCCCUGUCCCCUCUUCCCUCCCCCCCCCUCACCCCGGCCCUCUCCCCGUCCCCCUCCUCCCCUCCUCCGCCUCGCCCCACCGGCUUCCCACCACGGCCUCUCUCGGCGAGGAAACUCUGGCCUCCGCUUCCUCCUCCUCCGACUCGGACACCGGCGGAGCCUCCCCGCCCCCGCGGAAGAAACCCCGAGCCUCGGCGGCGGAGGGAGCAGGAGAGCCCGGGGCUUCGACAGGCAGAGCAGGCCUCUCCCCCCCGUCCUCGUCGUCGUCGUCGUCCUCGUCCUCCUCCACCUCCUCCUCCUCUUCCUCUUCUUCCUCCUCCUCCUCCUCCUCCUCCGUGGUGGUAGUGGUGGGACUCCCCGCGGCUGCUGCCCCUCCUGCCGCCGCUGCCGCCCCCCACCGCAGUAGCGGCCACAGCCUGGUCAGCGGCAGCAUCAUGCAGGCCAACGGGGCAGGAGGAGGAGGAGGAGGAGGCGGCGGCGGCGGCGGAGGAGGUGGCGGCGGCGGCGGCGGCCCCGGAGGCGGGGGCCAGGGACAGACCCAGGAGCUCGCCUGCCUCUCGGCCCAGAACGGGGAGUCGUCGCCCUCGUCCACUUCGUCCGGGGGAGACCUGGCCCACGCCAAUGGGCUGCUGCCCUCUGCCCCCUCCGCCGCCAGCAACAAUAGCAACAGCCUGAAUGUCAAUAACGGGGUCCCCGGCGGGGCGGCCUCCGCCUCGUCCGCCGUCGCCGCGGCCACCUCGGCCACCACGGCCGCGUCUUCCUCGUCUGUGGCCUCCUCGGAGCUGGGCAGUAGCCUGAAGAAGAAGAAGAGACUCUCCCAGUCCGACGAGGAUGUGAUUAGGUUAAUAGGACAGCACUUGCAUGGCUUAGGGCUCAACCAGACAGUUGAUCUCCUCAUGCAAGAGUCAGGAUGUCGUUUAGAACAUCCUUCUGCUACCAAAUUCCGAAAUCAUGUCAUGGAAGGAGACUGGGAUAAGGCUGAAAACGACCUGAAUGAACUUAAGUCUUUAGUGCAUUCUCCUCAUGCUAUUGUGGUAAGAGGCGCACUUGAAAUCUCUCAAACGUUGUUGGGAAUAAUUGUGAGGAUGAAGUUUUUGCUGCUGCAGCAGAAGUACCUGGAAUACCUGGAGGAUGGCAAGGUCCUGGAGGCACUUCAAGUUCUACGCUGCGAAUUGACGCCCUUGAAAUACAAUACAGAGAGAAUUCAUGUCCUCAGUGGGUAUCUGAUGUGUAGCCAUGCAGAAGACUUACGUGCAAAAGCAGAAUGGGAAGGCAAAGGAACAGCUUCUCGAUCUAAACUUUUGGAUAAACUCCAGACCUAUUUGCCACCAUCAGUGAUGCUUCCCCCAAGGCGUUUACAGACUCUGCUACGUCAAGCUGUGGAGCUGCAGAGGGAUCGGUGCCUAUAUCACAAUACCAAACUUGAUAAUAAUCUAGAUUCUGUGUCGCUGCUUAUAGAUCAUGUUUGUAGUAGGAAACAGUUCCCAUGUUAUACACAACAGAUACUUACAGAACACUGUAAUGAAGUGUGGUUCUGUAAGUUCUCUAACGAUGGCACUAAACUAGCAACAGGAUCAAAGGAUACAACUGUUAUUAUAUGGCAAGUUGAUUCGGAUACACACCAGCUAAAAUUGCUUAAAACAUUAGAAGGACAUGCUUAUGGUGUUUCUUAUAUUGCUUGGAGUCCAGAUGACAACUAUCUUGUUGCUUGUGGCCCAGAUGACUGCUCUGAGCUUUGGCUCUGGAAUGUACAAACAGGGGAGCUGAGGACAAAGAUGAGUCAGUCUCAUGAAGACAGUUUAACAAGUGUGGCUUGGAAUCCAGAUGGGAAACGCUUUGUUACUGGAGGGCAGCGUGGACAGUUCUACCAGUGUGAUUUAGAUGGUAACCUCCUUGACUCCUGGGAAGGGGUAAGAGUGCAAUGCCUUUGGUGCUUAAGUGAUGGGAAGACUGUUUUGGCAUCAGACACACACCAGCGAAUUCGGGGCUACAACUUUGAGGAUCUUACAGAUAGGAACAUAGUACAAGAAGAUCACCCUAUUAUGUCUUUUACUAUUUCAAAAAAUGGCCGAUUAGCUUUGUUAAAUGUAGCAACUCAGGGAGUUCAUUUAUGGGACUUACAAGACAGAGUUUUAGUGAGAAAGUAUCAAGGUGUUACACAAGGAUUUUACACAAUUCACUCAUGUUUUGGAGGCCAUAAUGAAGACUUCAUCGCUAGUGGCAGUGAAGAUCACAAAGUAUACAUCUGGCACAAACGUAGCGAGCUGCCAAUUGCAGAGCUAACAGGACACACACGCACAGUAAACUGUGUGAGCUGGAACCCACAGAUUCCAUCCAUGAUGGCCAGUGCUUCAGAUGAUGGCACUGUUAGAAUAUGGGGACCAGCACCUUUUGUAGACAACCAGGAUAUUGAAGAGGAAUGCAGUAGCAUGGAUAGUUGAUGGCGAAUUCGGAGCAGACGACUUCUGUUUAACUUAAAAUUAGUCGUAUUUUAAAUGGCUUGGGAUUUGGUGCAAACAAACAUGAUUGAUAGCUGGACAGACAUGCUCGUCAUGAAAAAAAAGAACCAUUUCUGAAGCCCGAUUGGGGCCAAACAUUUACCACCUUGCUUCAUAGUAACCAGUUGAGAUGAAGCACGUCGUUAGAACGUUGUUGGACACCGUGUUGAAUUACCCCCCCAUCGGUUGUGAAGAACUGUGCUACAUUCAGGCUACCCAUUGAACUCAGUAUAUAUAUUUUUUUCCUUCCUGCCUUUUUGUCUGGCGGGCUACCAUUCUUGUUGCUCUUCUGUGUAAUGAAGUUUAAAUGCUUGUUUGGAAAACUUUAUUUAACAGUUUAGAAGGCUUGAUAGAAAGAGUGCUUUAGUCUGAAGAGUAUACGUUGGAUAGGAAAGUUAUUUCCUUCUCUUGUUUCUCUAAAUCUCUCCGCCUUAUUUAGCUUGAGAUCUUUGCAGCUUGGUUCAUGGAUUCUAGCCUUGCCCGUUGCGCAGUAUAUACUGAUCCAGAUGAUAAACCAGUGAACUAUGUCAAAAGCACUCUCAAUAUCACAUUUGACAAAAAGUUUUGUACUUUUCACAUAGCUCGUUGCCCCGUAAAGGGUUAACAGCACAAUUUUUUUUAAAUAAAUUAAGAAGUAUUUAUAGGAUUAAAGUGACUUCAUUUGUAUACAUUUGGAACUUAAACCAGCUUAAAAAACAGUGUCAUCUAUGACAUAGAUAUGCAGUAUAACUGAUGAUCUUCUGGAGUACCAUACAAGACAUGGUCAGAAACAGAGCUCGGAAGGACUUUACACAGGCAAAUAAGAGUAAAAUUUUUUGAGGUCUUUUGUUUUUGUUCUUACAGCCAUCAUUCAUCUUUAAAAUACUGAAUAAAAAUAACUUAUAGAUGCACAACCAACAUGAUAGAACAAAGGUCAACUUAGGAUUUUUCAAAAGCUUAUUCAGGUUUUUCAUGAAAUUGGAAAUCAAAAGAUGAAAAAAUAGAAACCUAAAGAAUGCUACAACCUUGGCUAUUUUUUUUAAUCUCAAAAGUAACUUAAGAAGAGGACCGUUUCCAGAUUAUCAUGCAUAUAUUGAGUUUAUAAACACAUCUAUUUCCCCUACAUUACUUAUAAAUUUUUCCUUAAAAUCUUGAGCUAUAGGGAUGCAUAGACUCAAAGAAUACCCCUUUUAAGUUGAAGUUACAAAUAUUGCCAUACUGGACCUCAUUCUAAACUGGUGCUGUGGAUAGAUUUCUUUUUUCUGGUUUUCGUUUUUAAAUAUAAGGAAUGGUUUCCUUUGUAAAAAACAGAAAAACAAAAAAACAAAAAGCACUUUUAUUUUAAAUAUUUUACACUUCUGAAAAUAAGCCAAGAGCCUGAUGUUCAUGUUGUGCUUUUUACCCCAUCACAGUUGAAUAUGGCACACUUGGUCUCCCUUGAAAUUCCCUUCUUUUUCAGGUAAAGGACAGAAUAGGGUAGACCACAGCUUUUGAUUAGGGGGAAAAAGUAUCAGGAUGAACCCAGAGUGAUGAAAGAUCAUGAUCAGUAGAAGUCUUGAGAACUGGAGUUAAAGUUCCCUUUAGGACCAGUCAUCUACACUAUAGUUAACUACUGUGGAUAGACUUCUCCAGAUUCCACAUGGGGAAGAAAAAGGCAUGGGUGGCUUGGAUAUCACGGAUUCUUCCAUUAUUUGGGGGAGGGGGGAAACUUGGUUGGUGGGAGGAAUAAUAUGGGGGUGGGGGAGGAGAGAAACACAAAUUGGCCUUAAAAUAACAGAUUCUCCCCAAAGCUUGCAGUAAGAGAAAUUAAUAGAUCGUGGUCAACAGAUUAUUUAUCAAAUUGGUAUAUAUAACCUUAAAGAUUUUCAUAGUGUCUUUACUCUCCAUUUUGCAGAGAUCGCCACUUAGAGAAUCAAAGAACUCCUGUCUGUUUUGAUACUUCUGAGUUAGAAUAAGAACUAUAUGUUACAGCUUAUCUGGUACUUCAUUUUUCUUAACUAAAAUUACUUUUUACUUUAAGCUUGAAUAAAAAUCUAUUGGUAACUGUAUAUAA